AUGAAGGUGGACAAGUUCUGGGCCUUGCUGACAGCUACAGCGAGUUUUGGGAUCGGGCUUGUUAAUGCAGACGAUGAUGAUUUGAGUGUCGGUUCACUUGAUUCUACAAAAGCCGCUGCAACCGCUAUCACCCGUGGUGCAGCGAGAUACUACAGAGGCAAUGAACCUGGCGAAUCGCCUGGUAUCCUGCCCAGACCGUAUACCUGGUGGCACUCGGCAGUAUUGUUCGGGAGCCUGGUGGACUAUUGGCAUUUCACUGGAGAUUCAUCGUACAACGACAUGGUCAAGCAAGGGCUAUUGGCCCAGGCCGGACAGAAUCAAGAUUACCAGCCCGCCAAUCAGUCUGCCGGCUUAGGUAACGAUGAUCAAGCCCAGUGGGGUUUGGCAGCAUUGUCAGCUGCCGAAUUCUCAUUUGACGCUCGUUCUGAUGAAUGGGCUGGGUUCGCCAGGCUUGUUUUUCAGACCCAAGCUAGGCGCUGGGACGACGAGAAAUGUCGUGGAGGGCUUAAUUGGAGAGUAAAUACUUUUUCCGACGGACAUAGUGUUAAAAAUAGCAUGUCUAACGGCGCAUUCUUUGAAUUGAGUUCGAGAUUGGCUCGAUACACGAACAACCAAACCUAUGCAGAAUGGGCGGGGAAGGCCUGGGAUUGGAUGUCGGACAUUGGGUUGCUAACGGACGACUUUAAGGUUUUUGAUGCUGCCGAUGGCAAUACUGAUUGCAAGGAGAUCAAUGAUGACCAGUGGAGUGCUAAUGUUGGCUCCCUUUUGUCUGGCGCGGCUCACAUGUACAAUAUGACAAACGGAGAUUCAACCUGGAAAUCUCGCGUUGAGGACCUGUUCAAGGGAGCGAGCAUUUUCUUCAAACGCGAUAUCAUGUUCGAACCUGCCUGCGAACCGGACGAGAAGUGCGAUAUUCGGCGGAAAACUUUCAAGGCGAUCCUGUCCAAGGCCCUUAGGAACACAGUGCAACUGGCCCCUUUUAUGAACGACCUUGUUCUGCCGAAAGUCGAGGCUUCUGCCAGGGAGGCUGUGGACGAAUGUGAUGAAGAAGAUGGAUAUCACAUGUGUAGCUACGACUGGGUAGACGUCGAUAACGACCGUGAUGACAAAGACGACGACAAUGAUGAUGAUGAGACGCUUGGAGAACAAUUGUCUGUGCUUCAAAUUGUUCUAGCCAAGCUUGCUGGAAUGGGAGAGGGUACUCCGCCCGGCAGACAAUCUUCCCCUGGCGGCUCUCCUGGCGGAGCAAAUUCCAGAGGAACGCCCACCAACGGAGCACCGCCCAGUGCUUCAUCUCCCAACGCCGCGUCGUCAGUUAUGGAUUUGGACAUCCGGCAAUGGGGUGCAAUUGUUGGAAUGACCGCUUUAGCUGCCAUGCUUGCCAAAUGUUAUGUGUGA
Blastomyces gilchristii SLH14081 is the source of this 1398-nucleotide messenger RNA. Its product is annotated as glycosyl hydrolase family 76 protein. Gene Ontology annotation, molecular function: mannan endo-1,6-alpha-mannosidase activity. The transcript has 3 exons. Lineage: Eukaryota; Fungi; Ascomycota; Eurotiomycetes; Onygenales; Ajellomycetaceae. Gene Ontology annotation, biological process: fungal-type cell wall biogenesis; carbohydrate catabolic process. The record is from RefSeq and is a predicted model, not a curated record. The coding region runs from base 1 to 1398 and encodes 465 amino acids.